Molecule: messenger RNA, 2648 nt
Organism: Osmia lignaria (orchard mason bee)
Lineage: Eukaryota; Metazoa; Arthropoda; Insecta; Hymenoptera; Megachilidae
Product: upstream stimulatory factor 1
Biological process (GO): regulation of transcription by RNA polymerase II
Molecular function (GO): RNA polymerase II cis-regulatory region sequence-specific DNA binding; DNA-binding transcription factor activity, RNA polymerase II-specific; protein dimerization activity
Source: RefSeq, a predicted model, not a curated record
AGCCCCCACCGACCCCUUGGGUGGACGGCGGGGGAGUGUCAGAUUCCUACGGACUAAAACCCCACGGCGACCAACACUGGUGCUAAUCAAGUGGUUAUCAUUCAACGAACGUCUUAAAGUUAAUGCAAAUAAUCUUUACUUUGAAUUUUUAUCAAAAAUUUGAUGCUCGAUUGAUACUGUAGUACUAUCAUUGUAAGAGUACUUACACAUAUAACAUUUUUCUGCCUUGUUUUCGGGCAUGCUUACAACGUCUCAGCGUCACUCACAGACAUGUUUUCGCGUUAUUAAAAGGAAGGAUUUGUUAAAUUAUGAAAUUACAUGUAAAAACAAUACAAUCUAUAUAUUAUGUAAUUGUAUCUUGCAUACUACUCUCUACAAUAAGUCUUUUUGCACUUAUGGAUACUCCACAUUACUUCUUAAAUAUAAUAAUAUAAAACAAAUAUAUUUGUGUUAAUUAUUGUCUUUGAACAAUGUUUUUGUUUGUGAUGUUUCAAACAAAAUUAAUCGAUAUAUUUCUGUAUUAUUAAGACGCAUCAUAUAUAGAAAAUACACUGCAGUAUAAGUGCUAUGCUAUGCGUUCUUGUACCCAUAAAAUAUCAUUGAUUUAAAAAAACUUGUUUUGUGAAUGAAAAUGGAAGUUUUAAGUCAUUUUGAUCAUAUCGACGAAAGUGUGGAUGACAAUACAAUUAGCAAUGACAAUGUUGGCGUCGUUCUAGAGGAAGCAGAAAUAAUAGAUUGUGAUACAGAAAUAGAGACUGUCGCAGAAGAGGAUAAUAUACAGUAUCAGUUGUGUGAAGUUAAUAGGAAUGAUAAUGCAGUAGCAUAUCAUGUAGUACAAGUUGGUGAUAAUCAUACAAAUAAUGCUGAAUUGUCAUUAGCUGCACCUAUAAACAAUGCUGUCCAAGUACUAACAUCUCCAAUAAAUGGUCAACUUUAUGUACUUAGCAAUGGUAAUGAAGUAGUCACCACUGAUUCUACAAGAUCGGUUGCACCAAGAGUCAAACUUCAAAUAGAUAAUCCACAAACCAUUCUUACUAAUAUUAAGAAGAGGGAUGAAAGAAGGAGAGUAACACACAAUGAGGUUGAAAGGCGCAGAAGGGAUAAAAUUAAUAAUUGGAUAUCAAAGUUAGGAAAACUUUUACCAGAAUGUGAACAAAGUACAACAGGAGAUGCUGAGGUAAAAACAAAUUUUGAACUACAGAGUAAAGGGGGAAUUUUAGCAAGGGCUUGUGAAUAUAUCACAGAAUUAAGAGAUGUACAAGAAACUCUCUCACAGAGUUUAGAUGAAAAUGCUCAGUUAUUAGAAGAAGCUAAAACUUUGAGACAAGUAGUUAAUCAAUUAAGAAAAGAAAAUUCUGAACUGAAGGCACAGAUAUCGAAUAGUACGACUUACAUACUUGGUACUUAAUUUUUAAAAAUUCCUAAGAUAGAUGCAAAUAGGUAUGAUUUGUUUGAAAACGAUUUUUCUGUGAGUACAAUUUUAUUUAAAGUAUCAUGUACUUUUGAUUGUACUUGAGCAAGUAAUAUGUGGGAGACGCGUACAAUUUAGUGCAAUAAAUUAAUAGUAAUAUAGUAAUUAUAAAAUGUUUAUUUACAUAUAUUUAACUGAGUAAAUAUUUAUAUUUUGAAAACAAUUGUAAACAUAUUAUGUAACUUUAACUGUACAUAUCAUAAACAAUAAUUAUUUAUAACGUGAACAAUCGAGCAAAGAGUAAUUUAUUAGUAAAUCAUUAAAUUAGAUAUACAAAUAUACAAAACAUCGUGCUAUUCAAUCAAUAAUAAUAAUCUUUAUCCAAAAGUUAUAUGUCAUUCAGUUUUAAAUUCCUUAUUGCCUAGAGUGUGUUGAAGUUCUUGCUAAUGAAGAGUUCUACAAUAUUUACACUUAUAAAGUACAAUACCUAGUUAUUUACAUGAAACAAAGUGAUACCAUUGUUGUAUCAGUUGUUUUCAUCUUUUCUUCCUCGUCGUUUAAAUUCAUCAUAACGCAGGAUGCGCGUGUAUAUCAAUGUAAUAUUAAUAUAUACGCACGGCCGGCAAUAUUAAAUACAAGGGAAAAUAUAUGCGUUUACAUAUAUAUGCAACAGCCUAAACUGUUAUUACAGUAACGCCUAAUAAUAUUAUUGCUUCAAAGCACAUUAUUUUGACGUUUGUGCAGAAAUCGUUUCAAUAUUCCCAGAGUAAUAACACAAAUUAACGGGCUUGUAAUUAUGUAUGUACAUGUAACCGUUAGAAAGAACAAAUAUCGAAUUAUAAAUUACCCUAUUUGUUAAAACUUCAUUGUGUAUUUUCUUCAUUUAGAUAUGUAGAGCAUGGUCAAUGAAAAUAAUAAAUUAUUACAGUGCGUCUUUUGUUCAACGACAUAUUACGUGGAUAAUUGUAAUAUUACUCUGGCAAUUGAUAGAAGUUUUACCUCUUUAUUCAUGUAAAUGGAAUGAAAUGGAUGAAAAGUUAUGUAUGAGUUGUGCAAAUACGGCGGUAUUAUCGUUUCAGCAUUCCCCUCUUAAACACGAAAAUGCUUUUCUUCCUUACAUUUAGUCACAUUGGCCAUUAUACUUGUUCUUACACAACAAUGCUUGUAACGAAAUUGCGUUCGAACAAAUAAAAAUUGUCCUAUAAAAAUAACUCUUGAAUGAGUUACAGUUCAGCAA